Molecule: messenger RNA, 204 nt
Organism: Tinamus guttatus (white-throated tinamou)
Lineage: Eukaryota; Metazoa; Chordata; Aves; Tinamiformes; Tinamidae
Source: RefSeq, a predicted model, not a curated record
AUGAAGCCAGCAGGAGUGGUGAUGCUGUUGGCUCUAACCCUCUGCUGCAUCCCAGAUACCAUUGCCCUGGAGAUUUCAGUUUACUGCAGAGGCUAUAUCAUAGUCCCUUCUAUCUGCAGUACGAUGUAUUUCCCACAUUGUGGGUCUGAUGGCAUAACUUACUACAAUAAAUGUCUCUUCUGCCAUGCAUUUCUGUAUGUAUGA